Molecule: messenger RNA, 1129 nt
Organism: Owenia fusiformis
Lineage: Eukaryota; Metazoa; Annelida; Polychaeta; Sabellida; Oweniidae
Source: the annotation of a GenBank genome assembly
AUGAAGUCUUGUUGGAAAAAUUGCUCUGCCUCAGCAGUGGGCUCUGAAGAUGGAUCAAUUCUGAGUGGAUGCAUUCAACUUUGUAAAGUUAAAAACUGUGAAACACACACCAAACCAGCGGAUUUCGAACUAAUAAUAGAUGGCCUGGGGAGUCCCGAAAGUCCUGUAUUUACAAGGAACGGAAAUCUCUACACGACUGCAUAUAUGGCGGGGGAAAUCCGAAAAAUCGACUUGGAAAAUAGGAAGUCCAAUGUCUUGACUACUUUAUCGGUAAAUGGAUUAGUUGGGAUGCCGGCAGGAUCUCAAUGUGACCUCGAUAACAAUAUUUGGGUAGCUGAUGUGAGGCUUGGCCUAUUAAAGGUGAACCAAAAUGGUUCUUUCCAGCAAGUAGCAACCAAGGACAGCCAAGGUGAUGUUGUACAAGGUUGUAAUGAUCUUACAUGUACUUUUGACUAUCAAGGCAACCUGUGGAUAACUGCCCCAUAUGGACCCAUCGCCCCUAACACAUUCACCGAGUCAUCCGAGGAGGCAUUUGGGAGUGUGUACUGCUACAACAAGACGACCGAUGAACUCAAGAAGGUGACUUCUGGUUUUAUAUACCCGAAUGGCAUAGUAGUGAAACAUGAUGAUCACGGGAAUCCAGUGAAACUCAUCUUUGCAGUGACAUACAAUAAGAACUCGCCUCUCUGGAGUUUCGAUAUCAUCGGCCCUUGUCAGAUUAGAAACAAACAAGUAUGGGGAAGUCUUCCUGCUAACAGUGUAGUAGAUGGUUUGGAGUUGGACGAAGAAGGGAAUCUUAUCGUUUUGGAAUAUGAGUCGGGUACCAUGUAUGUCUUCGGUCCAAAUGGCGGUUCACCAAUGUGUCGAAUAAACUUGCCCUUUCUUAACGCUACAAAUAUUGUCUUCACACCCAACUCUAAUGAGCUCUAUAUGACUGAGCAUGAAUUUGAUGGUUUGUGGAAGAUUCAUUGGAAACACAAAGGAAUGAAGCAAUAUUGCGAGACAUUUUAGAUGUAAAAAAGAAAAGUUCCCCAACAGAAGGCCAAAGUGAAAUGAUAUGUUUUAUGUAUAGAGCGGCCAGUAGAAAAAUUGUAUCAGAAAACUUAGUUGAAAAAACAAUAAAUACCGA